This is a messenger RNA of Ustilago hordei, 5493 nucleotides long. RefSeq lists its product as uncharacterized. Lineage: Eukaryota; Fungi; Basidiomycota; Ustilaginomycetes; Ustilaginales; Ustilaginaceae. Gene Ontology annotation, molecular function: G protein-coupled receptor binding. The record is from RefSeq and is a predicted model, not a curated record. The transcript has a single exon. Gene Ontology annotation, biological process: G protein-coupled receptor internalization; signal transduction. Bases 1 to 5493 code for a protein of 1830 amino acids. Gene Ontology annotation, cellular component: cytoplasm.
AUGUCUGGAUUAGGAAUCGACUUUGGCAAUGAGUCUGAGGCCUACUCCACCGAUACAGGCUCUCGGGUCUCCGCCGCCUCCACCUCGACAUCUGGUUUCCACAGCCGCACUCGAGCUCAUAUGAUCCCAAAGAAGUCAUCCAUGAACAAGAUGCGCGGCGCGAGGCCCAAGACCGCCGAAGAGGACGCCAGGCGUGUCCGCAUCGUUUCUGGCGAGCCUAGCGUGCUUGGCCAUGGUGCUUAUACCGACGAGGACUUUAUGUCACCGAUCAGUGUAGAGGACAUCGUUGUGCAGCCGCACAAUCUUCACAGUCUUAGCGCUGCAGUUGCUGUAAUGAACUGCUACAGUACCGACACUGCAACGAGCAGCACUGAAACCGAGACUGAUAGCGAUCAAAGCCCCACGCUCACCGAGUCUUCGGUCACAAGCUCCUCCUCGGGUGCGAGCAGCGCUCAGAGGAUCAACACCCUCAAGAAGCACAAUAGCCAUGCCGAUCUCUCGACCGAAACUGUCAGGGCCAGUCAAGCCAGGCCGGAUCCAAACAAUGGACGACCAGUGUCGGAACAUAUUGUCAUUGAACACGGCAGGUCUGUGCACAAGAGCCAGAGCAACACUAGUGUGGCAUCUGGUUACCGAUCAGAUGGGGGCUCCAGUCUGGGUCGAUCAGCUGAGAUCCCACGCGGGGUUGGUCGUAGUGUUGGUCGAGGCGGACACCACAAGCUCAGCAUUCGAGGUGUAGCCAGCCGUCAAGGUACCCUGCAAGGCCGUCUUGGUCCUAAAGCGGGAACCACCCAGACGACCAAUUCUUACACUGCCUCGCAGCAAGAGCCUGUCUCUGACGAAGAAACCGAGGUCAUGGUCCCCGAUGGCUUCGGAGGACACACACGCGUCAAGCAAUCUCGAUCUCGACCUGCUGCCGUUGAGCCAGCCGCACCUCCGCCUGCUCUUCUCCAACGCAUCGAUAUGUCUAUUCUGAAAGAAGCUCCAUCUCGAUCCGCCUCUCAGGCUGCCUCUCAUCAGCACUCCGAUGCCCGACCUUCUGCCGCCAAAUGGCGCGUGGGCAGCUUCUAUGGCCCUGACGGCUCCGAGACGGCUCGCAUCGAUCACGAGACAGGUGCCAUCAGCGAGCUUGCCUCCCAAAUCGGAGGCUCAGAGGCUGGACCUGGCGCUGUUCCUUCGCGCAUCAGCUCGAGCAAGGCUUCUUCCGUCUCGCUCUCACGCUCACAAACCUCGAGCGUUGGCCUGAAAGCUAGUAUGAUGAAGAGUCUCACCAAUCAAGCCAAUGCCCAUGCACAAGCUGCUGCUGAGCAGGGUGACGGUCCAGUAGAAGGCUCGACGAAAGCAGCCGCGCUGGAGCAGAACAGGAGAUCUCGCACUUCUCUGGCCAGUGUCUCAAUGCGAAGCAAGCGUGGCCUGCAGGGUUUGGAGGAGGCCGAACGAGGUGGUGCUCUGGUGAGCCUUGACAAUUACCGCAUGACAUACGACACCGGAUUUCCCAUCUUGCCUCAUGAGAUCAAGGCUCUGGAUCAAGACAGUAUCAUGGGAUCGGUUCGCCUUGGUGCUGAAGCCCAGCCGAUGAGGUCCUCUUUAAGUCAAGGAGGUAUGCAGCCUUUGUCUUUCGCACAGAGCCAUCUGUCUUCAUCGCCUCUGAAGGCAGGUGAAAGCGAGACGCAAGGAGGCAAAGCAAUAGAAAAAGUGAAGAACCGCCCACGCCGCAGCCUCUCCGAAACCAAAGUCAACGCUGCCCUGCUCGAACGUCACGGUACGCUCCUCAGUACGACCGCCAACCCUCUUCGUCGGAACAAGGAGCUCAACCGCCUCCUUGGCAACUCUGACCGGAAGUUACCCGCUUCUGCCGCAAAGCCUAUGACUAGCGAGGCACAACUCAAGAACAAUCUCAAGCGCAGCAACGCGGUCACGUCAGCCGUUGCUCCUCCGCCAGCCGCGCUUGAGCAAGGCAAAGCGAACAAAGCGCGUGUCGAAGUGGAUCUCGUCCUUGAGUCGGAUCUAGUCGUCGAAGGAGGCACUCUGCAGGGUCGUAUGCAGAUCCGCAUCCGCAAGGGAUCCGAAAAAGAAGGUGGUGUGUUCUUGGCCCAGCCCAAGAUCCGCGUUGUCGGAUUCGAGGAGCUGCUUGCUGACGACACGAGGUACAUCUUCUACCAUCACGCAUCGGUCAUUGACGGUGAUCGAUCGAACAACGGUCCGUCCGAGCCUUACUACUUGCAUGGCUCACCGACUCUUUCCUCUCCCGAGACAGCUUCUUUUUCGGCUCUGGCCUGCUUCAACGGUGAUCCUGAUGCUGAGGGAUAUGCGGAAGGUAAAAUCGGAUCGCACUCCAUCCCAUUUUCCCUCGAGCUCCCCGUGUCGAAGGGCGUCAAGGGUAGCUACAGAGGCAAGAACGCCGUAGUGCGCUAUAUUGUGAUCGGAUCCGUCAAGCUAAAGUCUGCUUCUGGAGCCAAUCGAUCCAUUGCGCACUUCUACCGACAUGUUGAUCUGUUCCCUUACCUCAACCCAGCGGUCAUACUCUCAAGCGCACUCAAGCCAAUCCAAGUCACCAGCUCGAAAGGUCUCUUCCUUGGCGGAUCUGGCAAAGUACAUCUCAUGGCUAGUCUGCAUCGCAACACUUGGGUCGCAGGUCAACGCGUCUACAUUAACGUCGGGAUCCAAAACGACACUUCGAAGAAGAUCAACGGCAUGACCCUCUCCCUCAUUCGCACUGUGACGCUUUACAAGCCGCGUCCGGAGCUAGAUAUGGAUAAUCAUUCUGCGAGGCGCGAAUUGGAUCCAGAUGCGUGCCAGACUUCGACUACACGCAAGAAGAUUGCAGAAGAGGAGCUGGAGAUGGGACAGAAGGGCAGCCGAGGUGUCGUCACUGCGAGAGGUUGGUGGACUGGUGUAGAGCCGGGACAGCGGGUGGAGUCUUGGCAUUAUAUGCAUAUUCCUGGUGACGCGCUGUCCAUCUCGCGUGGUAGACACGUUGAGGUGGUGUAUAGUAUCAAGGUCUCUAUCGGUAGCUCGCUUUCUUCGGAUGUGAGCGUAGAGCUCCCGGUGCGGGUGAUCAACUUUGUCUCCCUCGAUCCGCCCCCUCUUAAGAAGGCAGGUAGCAAGGAUGGAGCGACACGAAGCUGGGCUGCUCCAGGAAGCGUGUUCAGUGAGGCUAAGUCGCCUAGUGGUGGUAGUGUGAGUGAGAGGGCUGCGGGCGGAGAUGCUGAUCAGAUGGUGGCAAGGCUCAAGACUGUUGAUGUUAUGCGGUCGCCUGGUAAGACUGAGAUCUCGCUUCAGAACUAUGACCAAGAUCAGCAAGCUGCUCGUAUGCUCUCUCCAGAUGAGGUACGGGAAGAGCAGCAACGACAUCUGCAGCAUCAGAAGUCGCUCAACUUCAUCAACCACGCUAUUCGCAGUGCGGCUGCUCGUCGAGGAGUUGAUGUCACUCCGACUACCAAUUCUUCCUCUGCGCGUACGCCGAGUCCCGCCGGAUUGGGUAUCCGGGUACUUGAUAGCAGGUCCCUCUUGGAGAGUACUAGUGGCCACAGUCCCAGCGGAGGCAGUAGUACAGACGGCGUCUCUGGUGCUGAUGAAGACCGCGCCGAUGACGAGUUUGAUGAGGAAGAGGACGACAGUACCCAAACCCCCAUGGCUACCACUCGUCAAGGCCACUGCAACACUGUCUACCCACGCGGAUGUGAACCCUACGAGCAACACCACCUUGAAGCACACCAAGCUGCCCACCACCUCUCCUCCAACUUUUCCCAGCUGCCCGUCACUCUUCAUCUGCCCGGUGGCAUGCACCACAUGCAGCAGGUGCAAAUGCAGAUGUAUCAGAUGGCUGCUGCUAAUCCUGCUUACUUCCAGCGUGCGAAUACAGUCGCCGCGGCAGGGGCAAUGGGUGGUAUGCUCCCCAUGCUGAGCAUCAACAACGCCAAUGCAGUAUCGCUUGAUGAGAUCGGAGAUGAUUACGAUGAUGAGGAGCGGGAGGAUCGCACGCUGGCACUGAACGACGAGUCGAUGGCAGAGAUGAACAUGGUCAUUGGGAGCGCGAGGUUGGAUGAUGAUGUUGAGUAUGGUCAGUUUGAUGAUAGUAUGUACGCGGAUGAGGCUAAUAUGGGACCUGUUUUAGAGGAGGAGGAGGUACGGGAUCAGGGCGAGGAGGAAGGUGGGGCUAAAGGUUGGUCCCUUCGUCGCAGAGGCUCUUCAGAAGACGAACAGGCGGAGGAUGAGAACAGGUGGAUCGCAGGGGAGGAAGCAGAUGAUGUAGCAGAAGUGUCAUCGAUUAUGCAGACUGUGAGCAUCGCUCCUGGCCCGAAUGAGGGAAGGACUGCACCUCCUCCAUCUACUGCUUCUGCUACCUCUUCAUCUGUCUCGCCCGUCACUGCUACGGAGCGAAGGUCGAGCGAAAUGUCCCCCCUUGCACCACCUUAUAUUCCGAUGUGUGGCGAUUCUCGCACGCUCUCCUCCUCUCCUCCAUCCCAACCCUACCCCGUCACUGCACCUCUCAAGAUGAACAAAGACCCCUCUGCUCAACUGCCGCAACAAGUGAUUCGAGCAGCCCCCUCAUCCGAGAAGCUCAUCGAACGAUGCGGCAAGAUCCCCAUCACCCGUAUCCACGCUCGCUCUGCAACUGCGGAGGGAGAAGCGCUCAGCACAGCAAAUCUCAAACGUCACUCUGGCAACCUUUGCUUCCGUUAUCCGCAGGGAUUGUCUCAAGGUCAGCAGCAGAGAGGUCACAGGACCACGCACAGUGUUACUGGUCUCAAGCCGUUGAUUUUGAUACCGAGGGCGAUUACAAGUGAUAAGAAGAGUAGUGCGGGUAGUAGGACCCCUGAGAGCGCUACUUUUUCGCCCAGCGAGAUGGGAGUUGGAAAUGGAGAGAGGGAGGAGAGCGUCAUCAGUGAAGAAGCUCAAAGUGGACCGCAGGAGAUGGAAGUAUCGGAUGGAGGUUUACCCAGGUCUUCAACUCUGCAAUCCAUCGCCACGCACGCAAAAUCACAACAGACACUCAGACACUCAGACAGCACCUCGUCACUCGUUAGUGAUGCAGGAACUACAACACCUUCAGGUGCUCUAUCGCGUUCGCAUUCGACACACAACCUUAGAGGAGCAGCAGUAAUGGUUCCUUCAGUAAGGAAUAAGAUUGCGAUGUUGGAGAGUAGAAGUGCAGCCUUGCGCGAGUUUACAGCUGUUGUGGGAGCUGGGAGUGGGGGUAACAGUCCCGCUGGCUCGCCCAGUAAGUCUGGUUUAGCAACUUCUACUUCUACUGGUAGAGUAGCACAGCUGACAGAAAGAGCGGAAAGAGCGGGCAGUACAGGGGGUUUGACGCCGUCAGGUUCGAGGUUGGGUAGAAAGGGUAGUUUCAUGUCCGUAGCUGAGUCGGAGGACGGUGGAGGAAGUAUGGUUAGUAGUGUGGUCAGUGUGCCUGAUUAUAUGAAGGCUGCGGCUGGUAGUGGCAGAGGGGGGGUUGGGUUUAAUGCUCCGGUGCUGAGGAAUGUUGGUUAG